AUGUCAUUGGGCAGCGGUUCUCCCCUGGCGCCGAGCGUGUCCCCCCCCGCGCGGUGGGAUGGCGGGCAGCAGUGCGUGCUGCACGAGGUGACGCGCUUCGACACCCUCGCCGGCAUCGCCAUCCGCUAUGGCGCCCAGGUGCGCCCACCCGAGCCCAGCUCUCCUCGUGCCCACCUAGAUAUUCUCGUCAUUACUGCCGUGUCUU
This is a messenger RNA of Closterium sp. Naga37s-1, 205 nucleotides long. Lineage: Eukaryota; Viridiplantae; Streptophyta; Zygnematophyceae; Desmidiales; Closteriaceae. The record is from the annotation of a GenBank genome assembly.